Sparassis crispa is the source of this 603-nucleotide messenger RNA. RefSeq lists its product as hypothetical. Lineage: Eukaryota; Fungi; Basidiomycota; Agaricomycetes; Polyporales; Sparassidaceae. The coding region runs from base 1 to 603 and encodes 200 amino acids. The record is from RefSeq and is a predicted model, not a curated record. The transcript has 2 exons.
AUGGACCAAUCGUUCGAGAUAGUGGACACCCCCAGCGCCACAGUCCUCUCAGCCACAUCCGCUGUUACCGCAUCGGACUCGCUAUGCGUGUCGCCCAUGCUUUCGGACGAUCUCUCUCUAUUGGAGCCCCCUGCGGCCAAGCCCUCGCUCGAGAAGGUCAUGACGGAUGUCCCCUCCGCAGUUUCGGAACUCUCAACGGAACCUUCAUCUGCCAACUCCGAGUCUGAGUCCGUGACCUCGUUCGAUAUGCCGACGCCCCACGCGUCCACGCCCAUUCUCCCUUAUUCCUUCCUCUUGUCUGAGUCACCGCUAAGCGAGGAGGAUUUAGACACCCUCAUGCAGUACGAGGCCACAAUGACGGACAUUUCAGAGAAGCCAUGCGCACUGUAUGACAUCGGCGUGCCUGUCGUGAGCCGCACCGCGGGGGUGGCAUCUGCAAAGGAGGGCGAGAACAUUGCACCGGCGAUGCUCUGGCGCAGACGGAUCACCUCGGUGGUCAUCUGGCUCUGCCAAUGUGUGUCGCUGAUGUGGCUCAUGUUGGUCGCCCUCCUGUUCGUCAUCGGAAUGUCGAACGAGUACUUUGAUUAUUACUACCAGCUCUAG